CGUACUGCACAACGUUAGUGGUUUACGAAGGCGUAUCAAAACAUAACUAGGAAGGACAUUUCAGUUAAAAUGGUGACGAACAGAUCAUAUUUGCUGGCAUUUGCUGUCAGUAUUACACUGUUUGCUAUUGUAUUUUCGGCCACCACAACUGGGUCUUCAUCGACAUCAACUGCUCAACCGACGACUUCAAAACAACCAACUACGCAACCAAAAACGACACCAGGUCCAACACACCCUACAAGUACAUUGUCACCCGAACAAGAAUGUCAUGCCAGCAACAGUUCCUGUGAUGAAUGUAUAAAGGCUGCUAAGAGUAGGUGUUUCUACUGCUAUGCCGACCACAGCUGCCAGUUGUAUCCUUUGGGUGAUAUCGUCCCACAACACUGUGACCUGUCCAAGGCCAGAUGGGGAGUCUGCUGGGUGAACUUUGAGGCGCUGAUCAUCGCAAUGUCCGUCAUCGGAGGACUCAUCAUCCUCACCAUCACUUGUUGCUGUAUCAGAUGUUGCUGCUGCAAAGGUGGAAACAAGGGAAAGUACAUGAAAGAAGAAGCCAAAUGGGAUCGACAGAAGACGGAGCGUAAGCAGAGAGGUGAAGAGAGGAAGGCAGACAGGAAGGAACGGAUGGACGAAAUCAGAAGGAAAUAUGGAAUUGGCUUCCAAGGCCUGGUGAAAGACGAUACCCCGUAUCAGCGUUUCGAUGCUUAAGACUUUGUAACUAUGGCAACAGUCAUCAAGUAACCAUGGAAACUGGUCUCCAAGAGUCAAUUCACCAAAGGGAUUUUUCAGCAUUCUACCGUGCUUACUUUGUGCUUCAUACAUUGUGAUAUUUUGAUAGCCAACCAAUCAGUUUUUGAAUUUUCUGAAAUAAGUUCCAGGGCUGGUGACAUUUUAGACGUCAUAAUAAUUUUCUCAGAGCUAUAUACCUGCUGAGAAUGUGUGAUUUUGAAGGAGACUUUCGCCAUCGCUUAGUUGUCUCAUAAUGUUUUAUUAAUACAUCUACGAGUAGAAAUGUUUUCCAUGAUUAUCAGUUCCAUGAUUGUUACCUCUCCUAUUUUGUUCUUUGAAAUUUGUUUAACUGUUUGAAGAUAAAUAGCUUAAACGGCUUGUGAAAAACAUAUAUUCUGACAAAUUUGAAAAACUGCUGUAGUAAAUAAGAACACUAUUUGGCUGUAAUUUAAUAUUGUUCAUUUACAUCUUGGAACUACAGCCUGUGCCAAAACAUUUUGAGUCUUCUUGCCCAAACUCGGCCGUCAGUAUAACAUAUUGUACAUUUUAGUGUUAUAAGCUGAGCUUACUAGACUUUCUAGAUUACUGAGGAUUUGGACUAGUGGUUAAAGUUGCAGACGGGGCUUAUCAAAUAUUAGUUUUUACUCACCAGUACUUAGUAUGUUGUGAAACAGUAUGGGGGUAUUUGUGAUAUAGGUGGUUAGGGAAUGAAACAUUUGUAGGAUUUUCUUAUUGACAACUUAUAGAACCUGUACAUAAUGUUCAUCAAACUCCAUUGUGCAUUAUACACCCGAUAACCGGUAAUAUAAGCACAUACACAACCAGUGCGUGAAACUAAACAGGCUAGUCAAGGAGUCCUUGUCUUUACUGUAAUGUUCAAAAUUGAAGUUUGCAGGGUAUCUAGAUUAAUAUUGAGAAUACUAUAUCAGAAAACACAAAAUACCCUGGAAACUAUUUAUUUAACACUGCUAAGUAUUCAAUAUAUUCAAGCAAUGGUUUUGUUGAAAAUUCUAUAAACUUACACUUAACAAAUUAAUGCCAAUUUUUUUUAAUGUUUUUCAAUCAGAGAAGUGCUGUAUUAUGUCAAGCUGAUAUCACAUCCUCUGUGCUUCCAAUAUUACAAGUGUAUUCUGUUUGAGAGUAUUUAGCGUCCAGGGGCUUGAUCACAAAGCAUUUGCAGUGUUACGACAGUUGUACGUCUACAUUAGACACUGCAAUCACUCUGUGGAUUGGGUCUUCAGUAUUAUUUGCGAACCUACAAAGAUUCCUGCCAUUCUGUGCCUAUCUUCAUGGACCCAGUGUAGACGACAGGCUCGAGUACAUGGGUCAGCAAUGUCCGCACAUCAUCUAGUUGCCAUGGUACUUGAAUUUCCUGACAAUCACAAUACAUUUCAGGAUAAUAUGAAAUUCUUACAGAUACGAUUCUUUCUAGUUUCUUGUAGCAUAUAUCUGUUUGUUGCCAUCCCUACUGUAUGUAGAUGGUAACGCAGGAAGUGACAGUUCUAAGUGUGGGUGGAGACGUGAAGUCAGACAUCAUUCUCUAAACCUAGGUAUUUGUGGCCAUGUGUACUUAGGUUUUCUUUGUCAGUUCGCUGUGUAUUUUCCGUUAGUUGUGCCUUCUUUCAUGAGUCGAGGGGAGGUGGGGUAGCCUAGUAGUUAAAGCGUUAGCUUGUCACGCCAAAGGCCGGGUUCAAUUCCCACAUGGGUACGUGUGAAGCCCAUUUCUGGUGCCCCCCACCAUAAUGUUGCUGGAAUAUUGCUAAAAGCGACGUAAAACAUCACUCACUUAUUCCUGAGCUCAAAUCCCAGACCCACCUUGAUUAACAUCCUGUGUUUAUCACACUGUGCCAUGGUAGUUCAUUUCACCAAAGUGAUAAACUCUUAGACUCCAUCAAUUUUGGCUUUCCUUCCAUGCUGUGAUAUAACUGAAAUUCUAUCUCGUUAAACCUAACUCACUCACACUAUGUCUCAGAACGCCCUUUCCACAAAGCAAUCUUAGCGUUGUUAAAGAUGAAAUCGUAAGUCCUAUACUUAAAGAACGCGUUGUGGAACGGUACUAAGUGUCCCCUUUCACAAAGCAAUCAUAGCGCUACGAUUGUUGUAACGCUCAUAGUUUAAAAAAGACUUACGACAGUCAUAGCACUAAGAUUGUUACAUAAAGCGGGCCCCAGACCCUGAACCGUUACUUCCUGUUAUGCGUGUGACAGGAUGUGCAGACAAGAUGUGCAGGGGACAUCCUCUCGUCUCAUUGUUUACUGGUCCCGCAGGAGCUAAAUCUGUCCAACAAUUUCAUGCUUGUGAUUUAUGCCAAAAAUAUUUUUCUACAAAUUGACCAUUUAUAUGUAAUUAUUUUCCUUUUCUAUGACAUUAUGUGUGCUUUUUGUGCUUGUAUGUGCAAAUAUAUCAUGCUAUAUCUUCACUGCAGUUUUUUUUAAUAUUGUUAUUGAUGAUCCAAACUGGUUUGUAACAUGGUGAACUUUGGAAUUGUGAAUGAACCUGUUAGAGGCCAUUUUAGUUGUUGGUACUUUUUUUGGUUUAAUUUCAUGUUAAAAAUAUAAUAGAUGCUUCAAUAUUACUGCUUGCUCAACUCAUUCUCUUCACAUGGUGUUGGAAUUUGUCAAAAUAAUUUACAUUCCUCUCAGUGAAAUGUUUAUUAGAUUGUAUUGUGAUAAGAUAAUGAAGGAUAUCCUACAUGUAUAUCCCCUUCUUUUUCAGUUCACUUGAAAGAUUAUUUGUAUGAUACAUAUGAAAAGAAGCAACACUCACUCUUCAUUAGGUGGAAUAGCCUAUUGGUUAAAGCAUUCGCUCGUCAAGCUGAAGACCCUGAUUACAUUCCCCACAUGGGCACAAUGUGUGAAGGUUGUGUCUGGUGUCCCCACCGUAAUAUUGCUGAAAUAUUGCUGAAAGUGGCUUAAAACCAUUCUCACUCACUCACUAUUCAUUGCACAUUUGAAGCCAUCUGACUGAAUACUUUGGUCCCAGAGGAUCUUUAUAAAGACAUUGAUUUUGUUUCUUUACAUUGUCAAAAGGUGACAGGUAGUAUGGUCAAGACCCUACUAGUCAAAUUUACCGGGAGACACCGAUGUGGCUUACUUUCAGGUGUAUAAUGGAAUCCAUGUUAAAUCUUCAGUGCUGAUGAUAUUGCUGAAAAGAACAUGAACGUGAAAUUACAAUCUAGAAACCUUGCUAUGGAAAUUGACAAAAAAACAGAAAAUAAAUUCACCUGUGUAUUUGAUAAUUUUGCUGAUAGAUUUUUGUUUACAUUCAAGUUUUAUUGUUGUUGUUUUUUCUUCACUAUUAUAACUUUAUGCCCAAUUCUUAUUGCUCACCACAAAGUGGUAAACGUCUAAGGCCUGCAUCACUUCGGGCUUUCUCCCCACAUCAAGCUGACAGGCCGUGGUAUAACUGACAUACUGUCCAUUAGGGCAUAAAAACCAACUCACUCACUCACUUUUAUUGCUCACUUCUUUCAUUUGCUAAAGACUCUUGAAAAAUAUAUGUCAUGCUUGAUUUUUGAUGCAAUGGUGUGUUUAUUUUCCAAUUCUGAUAGACGAUAUUCUUUUACAAAAGGAAGGACCUUGGGGUGAAGGGAUGAUUCUUUUAUCAAACAUGUUGUAUAUAUAUAUGUAUAUGUAUACGUCACGCUCAGAGUCACAGUAUUUGUGGAAACCUAUUCAGUAUGAACAGUGCCUUCAGUGGAAACCUUACUAUACAGUGUAACUUUAUAUCCAUGUCUGACAAGACUGUAUUUCAUUUAAUAUUUCACUAAAUACAAAUGUUUCUGAUUAUAUAUACAUCUAUAUAUGUACCCUUCCUUUGGAACUAACAUUUGAACACCAGUACCAAAAAUACCCUUAAAUGCCUUCUUAUUUAGUAGCGUGUCGGUUUAAUCAAUUCUGAAGUUCCUCUGGGUGGAGAAGGUACUGCAGCUCACACGCAGCUAACAUGGAGGCCGGGAUAGGCUGGUCCCACAUUCAGUCGUAUUAGGGACCGACCGUUUGAUAUUCUGGUUGGGGCCUGGGAGUUUGUAUGGAGAUUAAAUAUAAUUUCAGCUACAGCUACAGAACCAGAUAUUUUUUAUAUUCAAAAUUAUGAGCAUGAAAUUCUUUUAAAGAAAAACACUUUGCAACAAUGUAAUUUUUGCUGCUAAUUUUUCUCUCUUUUUUAACAGAUUGAAGCAUGAUUAUAUUUUUUCAAGAAUUUCCCCGGGACAAUUUAUUUACCCCCCAACUUCCAAUUCAAAUGGUCGGUCUCUUAUUACCCUUGGUUGGUCAGUACACAUUAAACAUGAGCCACCUUAUUAACCAACAGUGCUAAAAGUGACUUAUAACCUUACUCACUCAGCUUUUCUUCUGUAUCUGUACAGUAUCUUGACCACAUGGGUAAUUUUUGGGAUAAAUACAGUACAAUAUCCACAGUUCCAUAGGUUGUAAAGGCCUUCAUCCUUCUUUUUUGUCAGAUGAUUAAUGUGAUGUCUUACUGAACAUUUUAUGUAUGCAUUGUUACAUAUAUAACCGGAUUGUUUCUAGAUGUUUCAAGAAUCUGAUUGAAACAAUUGUUUAAUUUUGAAACAUGUUGACAAGCGCCCGAGUUGUAUAUGCUGUAAACAUUCAUGCAAAUAUUACCAAAUGCAAACUCAACACAAAUUAAUUGUUGUAAAUUUUGAUGUAUUUUUAAUCCCUUAUUAUGUUUCUUGGUUUGUCAGCACUAUGCACACACUCCUUCGUUUCAUCAGAGUGCGGGGCGGCCGGGUAGCCUAGUGGUUAAAGCGUUCGCUCGUCACGCCGAAGACCCGGGUUCGAUUCCCGACAUGGGUACAAUGUGUGAAGCCCUUUUCUGGUGUCCCCCGCCGUGAUAUUGCUGGAAUAUUGCUAAAAGCAGCGUAAAACCAUACUCACUCACUCACUCAUCAGAGUGGUCUGAGACCUGUAUCGCUUCGGUCUUUCCCACAUCAAGUUGACAUGUGAUGAUAUAACUGAAAUACUGUUCAAAGCGAUUUGACCCAACUCACUCACUCUCAAUUGAUGUAGACCAUUUGGGCUUGUGGUUGAUUUGUAAUAUAUAUGAUAUGGGUAUGGUGUGUAUCCACUCUGUUUCUUAAUACUGGAUCAACCUAUGCAUAAUGUCACACACAAAGAACUAUGAGUAAAACAACCUACCUUAAUUUAUGAUAUUAUUAUUAUAUCUCACACCUUGUAAAUUAAUUAGGGGCGGUCGGGUAGCCUAGUGGUUAAAGCGUUCGCUUGUCAUGCCGAAGACCCGGGUUCGAUUCCCGACAUGGGUACAAUGUGUGAAGCCCAUUUCUGGUGUCCCCCACCGUGAUAUUGCUGGAAUAUUGCUAAAAGCGGCCUAAAACCAAACUCACUCACUCACUCACUGUAAAAUAAUUACUUCAGUCAAAUUUAAGUAAUUGCGGCAAUCCAUGAACUAUUGCUAAGAACUAGUCUCAGUAUUCAGGUCAUGACCAUCCUCUCAAAAUUUCAGUAUUCAAGAGGAGACAACUCUCACUGGCUUUGCACAAGUUCUGCUUGGUUUCUGAAAGUGGGUGUUUAGAUGCUUUAUUUAUUACAAAUUAAUGAGAUGUUUGUCGACAGACUAUUGUUAUAUUGUAAACAGUAUUUAUCUGAAACCAGUAAUCGCUAAUCAGAUUCUAUUUUUGAGGGAAAGUAUCCUUACUCAAAUGUCCCUUGAUGUAUGUAGAAUAUAUCAGUAUUUUCAUACGAGACAGUGCCUUGCUUUAUGGAAAUAGCCGGUGGUGAUCAAUAUUUUCUGAAUUUAACUUACUGUAUAGUAAAUACCUGCCAAAAAGAGGAAAUGACUACCCAACUGUUGAGAUCAAACUUUGAAAUCUGUCGUAUUAUAGUUUUGAUUGACAAGAAAUAUUCAUUUAUGUGAAUAAAGAUUUUUGAUUAUUUAAAA
Molecule: messenger RNA, 6645 nt
Organism: Haliotis rufescens (red abalone)
Lineage: Eukaryota; Metazoa; Mollusca; Gastropoda; Lepetellida; Haliotidae
Product: pituitary tumor-transforming gene 1 protein-interacting protein-like
Exons: 7
Coding region: 70-705 (211 amino acids)
Biological process (GO): protein import into nucleus
Cellular component (GO): nucleus; cytoplasm
Source: RefSeq, a predicted model, not a curated record